Didymodactylos carnosus is the source of this 4803-nucleotide messenger RNA. The record is from the annotation of a GenBank genome assembly. Lineage: Eukaryota; Metazoa; Rotifera; Eurotatoria; Philodinida; Philodinidae.
AUGGAUGACGCUUUUCAGGCUCAAUCUAAGCCAAUAUCUUCUGUACGAAAAUUACUAUUACUAUUACAAAAAUCAUAUCGUUAUGCUUAUCGUCGUCGUGUAUGUUAUUGUUGUCCAAAAGUUUUAUUCGAAUUUCUUAUACCACUUCUAUUUUUGUCCGUUAUAUGUCUCGUUCGUUGGAUGCAUACGCCACCAACACGAUCAAAUCAACCUAUGGAUCGUGAGAAAAAUUUAGUCUCUAAUUCAAUAGAUCCUGCAUCAUUAUUCAAUUUGAAGUCAAAGGUAUUUUCAGCACGACCAUCUGAAGUUCUAUUUAAUCAUUCUUAUAUACAAUCAACAAAAUGUAAUUUAAAACAUACUAGUCAAUUCAUAUUUAAUCCGGAUACAUCGAAUAUUCGCUCAUUAGGAAAAUAUAUAUCUAAAAAGUGUGGAUUAUCAAUUAUAAUUAAAAAUACAACAUUAAACGAGCUUAAAAAUAAUAAAACUGAGAAAUCAUUGGUAUUUAUUGAUUUUAAUAAUGGUCUUGAUAAUUAUCAUAUUACCUAUUUAAAAAAAAAUGAUAAUUCAUGGAUAGAUUGGUUUAAAACAACAGUUCUUUCGCAUUCAAAUGAUAAUGAAAUAACACCAAUUGAAUCAUCAUCGUCUAUCCAUAAUGAUCAGCUAAUUUUGAAACAUCCAUCUUCAUUUUGUAAUAAAAAAAUAAAUCAAAAUGAUCAAAAUUAUGAAUCAUUGAUUCAAACAAAACUAUUUUUAGAUAACAAUAUUAUCCAUUAUAAAAAAAACAGAACGUUUUCAAUUGCAUAUUCAUAUUUAUCAUCGGUAGAAAUAUUAUCGAUGCCAUGUCAGUCUUAUUAUUCUGAUGUUAUAUUUUCUACAUUUCCUAGUUUUACUUUUGGCAUGCUUCUUCUUUUAAUUGAUUGUAUCUAUUUAUAUUCCUAUUAUUUUCUUAUACAGUCGUUACUAGACGAAAAACAUGCUCAAGUUAAAGAAAUUUUAAAAUUAAUCAAUAUUCAUCCACUUCUUAAUAAUUUUGCGUGGGCAAUACGGAUGUUUAUUAUCGCUUUUAUAUCGUCGAUUAUACUAGCAAUUAUUUUCAAAAUUAAAUUCGGAGUCGAAGAAGUAGCAACAAUCUUCUCAUGGUUUAUUUAUUUUUUAUCAUUUGUUUUCGUUUUGAUACCAAAUUAUUUUCCAUUAUGGUUACAAUACGUAUUCUGUUUAUUAUCACCAUUUUAUAGUUUUAAACAAUUAUUCAGAUUAUUAUUGUUAAUCAAUGCUAAUCUUGGUGUCGCCAAUAAAGGUUAUUUCACACAAAUUUAUUCUCACACAUUGAUAUAUCUAUAUGUUUGUUUGUUGAUGUUGACAAGUAUUCUUCUUAUGUGGAUUCUCACUUGGUAUAUUGAACAAGUCAAUCCGGGAAUAUAUGGUAUCCGAAAACCAUGGACAUUUCCAUUUCAAAAUAUUAAAAAUAUACGAAAACAAAAGAAACGUUCAAAUAGCGUUGAUAUGAAAAUGAUAAACAAUGAUAAUGAAAUGGAAGUAAAAGACGAGCAUCCAACAGUAAAAGUGAAAAAUUUAACAAAAAUUUAUGGAACAUAUUUUGAUAAACAUACGGUAGUUGAUAAUAUUACAUUUAAUUUGUAUCAAAGUCAAAUACAAGGACUUAUUGGACAUAAUGGUGCCGGUAAAACUUCAACCAUUCAUAUGUUAUGUGGUAUUAAUAAGUGUGAUGGUGGUUCAGUUGAAAUUUUUGAUUUGGAUAUCGCCGAUAAUAUUGAUUUGAUCAGAUCACAAAUUGGCUAUUGUCCUCAGCAUGAUAUUCUAUUUAAUUAUUUAACUGUACAAGAACAAUUGGAAUUUUAUUCAAAAGCUAAAGGUUGUGCAGGAGAUGAAAAUAUUGAUGAAUUAUUGAAAAUUAUGUCAAUGGAUUCAAAAGAAGAUCGAAAUAAACUAUGUAAACGAUUAUCGGGAGGCAUGAAACGAAAAAUAUCGAUUGCGUGUGCAUUUGCCGGAAAUGCAAAAAUUAUUUUUCUAGAUGAGCCAACUAGCUCAUUGGAUCCAUCUUCUCGUCGUUCAUUAUGGAAUUGGUUAAAACAGAUGAAAAUUUCGCGUACAAUUCUGCUUACAAGUCAUUUUAUGGAUGAAGUUGAUGAACUAUGUGAUUCUUUGUAUAUUAUUGAUUCUGGUCGAAUUAAAGCACAAGGUACACCAAUGAAAUUAAAAGAACAAUAUGGAAGUGGAUAUCAUUUAAUUAUUACUUCACAUCCACAACAACAAUUAAAAGAGUUGAUUAAACAUUUCUUACCCGAUUCACUUGUCGAAUUUGAGAGCGAAGAACUUAUCAUUCGAACAAAUAUUACUCAACCAAAUCAGGAAUUUGUACGAUUAUUAGACGAAUUGGAUCAAAGAAAUGUACAAUAUGGUGUUACAAAUACAACAUUGGAUGAUGUUUUUUGCAAAUUAAUAAAUGAACAAACUGCAUCACCUACUGAAGAUGGUGAAGAACAAGAACGACAACAAAUUGAGGAAAUUUAUAAUCAGACUGGUGGUGAACCGUUGAAUCGGGGCUUUUUCCUUAUUUUUCAACAAAUAUUCGCUUUAAUUAUUAAACGUUUAAAAGUAUUUUGUCGUCAAUGGAUAUUGUUAGUGUUUAUAAUUUUGUUACUUAUAUUAACAAAUUGGUCAAAUAUAAUGCCAAAAAAUGUUAAUAUUAUUCCAAAAUUAAAAACAGUUUAUAGUGGACUCGAUUUACAACGGCAAACAAUUAUUAUCGAUGCACCUGAAGAUACAAAACUGAAAGAAUAUUUAAAUCAAAUUGAUUUUAUUUCAAAAACACUUCCUAAAUACCAAUAUAUCAAUUUUAAUACACCAAAAGAAUUUGAAAAUUAUUUAUUAAAUUUUCGUUCAACAUCUCGUUCUCAUCUGUAUAUGGCCAUUCGUAGUCGAUCGGGCAUACAAUUAUACUUUUCUGAACAUUUAACACCGAAACGACUUCAACUUGGUAUCGAUAUUUACACAAAUCUUUUAGUUAAAUAUCUAAUGAAUUCAUCUCUGUCUUCUAUUCAAACUACUCUCGCCUAUACCGAUUCCAAGAGCAAAAAUGAAUCGUUUUAUUCUGACAUGGAAGAAGACAACGAUUUACUCUCCAAUUUGACUAAAAGUGACCUUGCAUUGUGUGUUCAUAGUUUACCAAUUUAUUUACAAGGCAAAGCAUUAAUGUUCUAUUUGAUUUUAUUAUUACCAAUUAUAUAUUUAAUUGGAGAACGUCGAAAUAGUUUUUAUUCAUUUCAACUACUUAAUGGUCUCUAUUCUCCAGUUUUCUGGUUUACAAAUUACACAUUUGAUUUAAUUAUUUGUUUCCUAUGGUUAUUAAUUAUCUAUAUACUCUCAAUAGUAUCGUUUAAAACUAUACUGCAGUUAAAAUAUUUUGCCUAUUCAUGUCUUUUUUAUGUGGUCACACUACCAUUUAUUUAUUUAUUAACAAAACUUUUUCGAAGAGAUUUAAUUGGAGCAUUGAUUAUUUUAUUAAUAUUUUUUCUCAUUCAUUUUUUGAAUAUUUUUAAGUUAUUUUUUGGAUUAAUUCGAGGUACAAUAUUGAUAUUAAUUAUUGAAUUAUUAAGAGAAAGUAUUAAAAAAAGUAGUAAAUGUAUGUUUAGUGAUAUGACCGUGGGUAGAUUGUUGAAUUUAGAAAUAUAUAAUUAUAAAAUUUUCAUUCAUUCAUUGAUUAUGGUUGUACAAGUCGUCGUCUAUUUCGCCAUAUUAAUAUUUAUUGAUACAGCAAGAAGUAGAAAACGUCAAAAUUCAAAUUAUGUGUUUAAGGGACAUGAAGAUAAUGAUGUUAAAGAUGAAUAUGAUCGAACAAUGGCACUUCAUAAAAAUAAUGAUCAUGAACAUUCUUUAAUUGUAAAACAAUUAACUAAAAUGUAUAAUCAACAUAACAUACCAGCUGUAAAUAAUUUAACAUUUGCUGUGAAAAAUGGACAAUGUUUUGGACUAUUAGGAUAUAAUGGGGCAGGGAAAUCGACAACAUUUCGUUUAAUAGUCGAUGAUUUAUCACCAACAUCCGGUUCUGUGACUAUGUUAUCACCAACAUUUGGUUAUUGUCCUCAAGAUGAUAUUGAUAUCUCUUAUUUAACUAUUUCUGAUUGUCUUUCAUAUUUCUCACAUCUUCGGGGUAUACCACGUUCAAAUAUAUCACGUGUAUGUCAAACAAUGUUGAAACAAUUUCUCUUAGAAAAACAUUCCUCAAAAUAUAUCCAUCAAUUAUCCGGUGGUACUCGACGUCGUCUUCAUUUGGCAAUUUCGCUUUUGGGAAGUCCAUCAUUGUUAUUAUUUGAUGAGCCAACGGCAAAAAUUGAUCCAUAUAUACGAAAUCAUGUUCGACAGAUACUGGAAAAACGGCCAGAACAAACGUCAAUUGUUCUCUCUUCACAUUCAAUGAUAGAAUGUGAACAAUUAUGUCAAAGAUUAGGUAUUAUGCUUAAUGGACAAUUUAGCUGUUUAGGUUCAAUUCAACAUUUAAAAACAAAAUUUGGUCAAGGUUAUACAGUCAAAGUAAAAUCAUCACAAACUAUUCAAGAAUUAUUAACGAAUGUUAAUACAAGUAAUUUGGAUAUUAUAAUUAAAGAGAAAAAUGAAUUCCAAUGUCCUCAACGAAUCAAAUUAAGUUCAAUAUUUCAGUUAAUGGAACAUAUGAAACAAUUAGGAACAAUUGAAACCUAUUCAAUUCAACAAACGACACUAGAACAAGUCUUUUUAUCAUUUCAACAUAAACAAAUUAGUGUUGAACCUAUAUACACCGUUUAA